Molecule: messenger RNA, 2679 nt
Organism: Paramuricea clavata
Lineage: Eukaryota; Metazoa; Cnidaria; Anthozoa; Malacalcyonacea; Plexauridae
Source: the annotation of a GenBank genome assembly
UCGAAAACAUGGAGGUCAAAAUUGAUAAAAAAGAAAUUCAUAAUAUUCCUGCUGUUCCUACAGCCCCUCCACCGCCGACACUGCGAAAUGAAAUAUCUUUGAGCCAUGGUAAAAACCUUAUGAAGUCUGCAGCUAGUUUAAUUGGCAACGGAGAUGAUAAAAUCAUGAAAGAAUGUGCUUUAAAUGUAUGUCAAAACUUUCUGCAUCGCUAUGAGACUGAUGGUUGUAAUUUAUCAUGGUUUUAUCAUAACAACGAUGUUCAAGCGUUCCUUCAAGAUGGACCAACGUAUGUCAUGUGGUGUAUGAAAUGCAUAUUAAUAUGUCAAUAUUUGUAUCAAUUAUGGAUUUAUUGCUAAAGUUCUAUAUAUUAAAAUAUUCCAAAAUGACGUCACAAGAAUCAGGAUUGAUUUGGGAUUAGGAUUACAAGGAUUAGUUUGGGACUAAAAAUCACUGCAUUCACAGUGAAGUUUUUGAUAUGGAAAUUGCCCCCAAUUAUCAAAUUAAUUCAAUUAUCUAUUUUGCUAAUUAUAUCAAACCCAGAUCAGUGAUCAAACCAUUGGCAAAUGUAAAAGGAUGUUGACACCUCCCACUUUGGACCUCUAUUUCAAUAUUAUCUGUAUAUUUAGCUCAAUCACAUGGAUUGUUAAUGUCGGGGUGAAAAAUUUGAAGCAAAGGCCCUUCAUCACAAAGAUAGUAAUUAUUUACCUUUUCCCAAGUAAAAUGUCCCCACUCAUUGUUUUAGUUGUGGAUUAGUUGCUCUAAAACUUGCUGCAGAUAUUCUGAAAAUCUCUCCAUCAAAAUCCACCAAAGAAAUUGAAGACCUUGUAAAAGUUGCCCAAGAAAAUGGCUUUACUUGUCAUGGAGAAAUGUUCUCUGCUUGGGAUAUGGGAUCACUAGCAAAGAAAUAUUAUAAACUGAAGUUUGAUGUUGUUAGUAAUGGUCUUGAGGAUUAUAUGCAAUUAAUAAAACAUUUAUACAGAGGUUAUCCUGUGUUGGUUCCCUAUGAUGCAGAUAGAAAUCAUGAACCAUGUUUAAAAAGAGGUCACAAAGCACAUUGGGCAGUUAUAACAGGUACAGUAAGUUAAAAUCUAUCAAUCAGCAAAUCAAUUGUUAAUUAUUAUAAUAAAGUAUAAAGUUUAACAUAAUUAUUUUCUGUCAUUUAGGGUUCCUCAUUGGUUUAAAAGAUGAGAACAUUUCACUGACAGAUGUACCUACAGAUGGUAGAGAUGGUACUGAUACAUCAAUACAUCCAUUUCAUCUUGCCGAAGGACAGAUUCCUGGGUUAUUUGAAACUAAACAUUUGUUUCUCCUUGCCAGACAAGGGAAGUCUAGACAUUAUGCUGUGUGGCAUUGGGUUAACUUGAAUAAUAGCAAUAAAAAUUUAUUUGAAUUUGAUCAAGCAGGAAUAAGCGACUCUGAAAAGACGAAGUGUAUAUUUACCGAGGGUGUGCAACCUGGACUUUGUUCAAAAGUUGUACUUCUUUUCCCAUAAGGUGAAAGUAACAGUAACAUUUUGCAAACUUUAAUUUUGUUGAAUCUUACAACUGAUUCUCAAUUUAAACAAAAACAUGUUCUCGUACAAUGCUGUACAUGUCUCUUUGAAAAUUAAUUUGUCUUAUAAUCAUAUCUGAAUUCAUUGUCUGCUUUGUGCCAGCAAGCAUUUUAACACUAAAUUUUAUUUACAAGUUAAACUGUUUUAAAGAAGAAACCAUUGUAAUUUGUUUUUGUUUGGUUAUUUCAUAAUUUGCAUAUAAUCAGGAUUGAUGUUCUCCUUGUCGACAAGGGCGUAUUGACGCAACAACAUUCUUGUCUUUGGGCAUUCAGAACAGCACUGUGCAGCUACUUUUGACAACGUUGUUUUCAAAUUUUCCACAUUUCUUCUCAGGCUCUCAAGAUUUUGUAAUUUCUCAAUCUUUCCAAUUUUAAGGUUCUCCUCUUUGCUUUUCUGUUUCAAUCUGAACUGUCGACUACAUUCUCUGUUUUUUUCUUUUCUUCUCUUCAUCCGCUGUAGUUUUUCCUGAUCCAUACCUAGUUCAUGCUUCAAAAAACAGAACUCUUAACUUUGUUUGAAGUUGAUUUGGUACAACAUUACAAAGAUUACUUCAUACUGUAUUUCACAUAUGUUACCUGUUCUGGUUGCAUGAAUGCACUGUUAUCCACUGUCCCAUGGUAACUCUCUCUGACCGAAUAUUCUAACUUGGGAUAUAUACAAUAAUCAUGAUCAACAAUAUUGCUGCCAUGUGUGCUUGAUUGGCCAAAAGAAAACGAAAUAGGCUGGCUAGCCUCAUCAGCCACAUUGGUAGAGUUCAGUACAGUAAGGGUUAGGGUGGACUCGUUUGUUGGGUGUAUGUCAGCAUUAAUGCACUGUUGAAUUGGACUAAUUGGUGGUACACUUUCAAUCUGCAUGUGAGAUGAGAAUGAAUCUGUAGGAGUAUCUUGGUAACUUCCAUGAGUCCAGUUUUCUAAACUGUGUCCAUGUUCUGGAAAAAUAUUAAGGUUAGGAGUUUAUUAACGCUGUGGUACUAGAAUUGACAGUGGAAAACGAUUUUGGUAUAUUUAUGUUUCAUUUGUGAAACUUUUUGUGACUUGUAAAUAUGUUUAGUGAUCCAAAGCAUCAAUGGACAGAUUUGUGAACGGAAUCAAAUAUAUUCAACAAAAUAGAGUGUAAUUUUAUUUUUA